Molecule: messenger RNA, 1669 nt
Organism: Eleginops maclovinus (Patagonian blennie)
Lineage: Eukaryota; Metazoa; Chordata; Actinopteri; Perciformes; Eleginopidae
Exons: 3
Coding region: 114-1622 (502 amino acids)
Source: RefSeq, a predicted model, not a curated record
GAGCUCCUGCAGAUGAUGUCAUAUAUGCUGGUCACGUGACGAGAUACGACAGGGGCAGCCAUUUUGGCAGUCAUCGCGGCAGUAAAUUGACAGGCACUGGCAGACUGUCAAGGAUGGUGGAUAACUGCUGUGCACCAGGUUGCACAAAUAGGCGUGGGAAAAAGAAAGGUGUAUCGUAUUAUCGCAUUCCUAAAGACGCGGAGAGGAGGGAGAAGUGGAUUGGAGCGAUUAAAAGAGCCAGGAGCCUUCAGAAAAAGACUGAAAGAUGGGACCCCCCGGCCGUUGGCUUUCGCUUAUGCAGUGAUCACUUCAUAUCAGGGAGAAAGAGUGAUAAUCCGUUGAGUCCGGAUUUUAUCCCCUCAAUUUUCGAUUACCUUCCAUCUCCAGAGAAGAGGAGACAUAAAACGAGACUGGAGGUUUUUAACAGAAGGCAGAAGGCUAAACUGCACAAAGUAGAGCAGGCAAAGAUAUCUGCAGAAGCCAUCCGUCAAAGGACAUCAACUGAUGCAGCCCCAGAAGACCAUAUCACAGAGCCUUUGAAGGAGCCCCCCAUCACAGAUCCGUUGGAAGACUCAGCCGAUGAUCCUGUCCAGCCUGAACCAGUAACACCACCAUGCACCUCUGAAACCUGCUGUACCCGCAUCCAGAGUCUUGAGCAAGAAUGCCAAGCUCUAAGGGCUGAAAAUGUGUUGUUAAGGGAAAAGAUUAAUAGGAAGACCCUGACAGAGAUUAGUUUAAAUAACAAUGAUAAAAAGGUGAAUGUCCUCACUGGGCUGGCAACCUAUGCAUGUCUCAUGACCAUUUUUCAAUAUCUGGCUCCAUUUCUCAAAGUUAAAUCAUCAAUAACAUGUUUUCAACAAUACAUGUUGACUUUGAUGAAGCUUCGAAUGAACUUAACAUUUGACUUUUUGGGUUUUUAUUUUGGCAUCGACCCAACUACUGUCUCCAGGCACUUCAAAAACUGUGUUAAUUUGAUGUAUUGUAGACUGGUGCCAAGCCUAGUGGUGUGGCCUGAAAGAGAAUCUUUAAGAACAUCUCUUCCAUAUGUAUUUAGAAAUGGUGACUACGAGAAGACUGUUUGUAUCAUUGAUUGCUUUGAAAUAUUUCUAGAGAAACCAAGUAGAUUGCGACCCAGUGCGCAGUGUUACUCAAGAUACAAAUCACAUCACACCAUGAAAUAUUUAAUUGCCAUUUGCCCUCAAGGUUCAAUUUGUUUCAUUUCUACUGGAUGGGGAGGUCGCACCAGUGAUAAGUUCAUUACAGAACACAGUACUUUUUUACCUAAUAUUCUCCCAGGGGAUGUUGUUUUGGCAGACAGGGGGUUUCUGGUGAAAGAGUCUGUUGAAAGGUGUCAGGCUGAAUUAAAAAUUCCAGCAUUUACUCGUGGAAAAACACAGUUAGAUCCUGCUGACAUAGAGAAUACAAGAUCUCUAGCCUCUUUAAGGAUUCACAUCGAAAGAGUCAUAGGAGUACUUCGUCAGAAAUAUACUAUCUUACAAAGCACUGUGCCAAUAACUUUCACAGACAUAGAGAAAGAAAAUGAUGUUACUUAUCUUGAUAAAAUUGUGAGUGUAUGUUGUGGACUAACAAAUGUACCUGAUUCUGUGGUGCCCUUUGAGUGAUGAAUUUGUGCGUCAACAGAAAAUAAACCUUUUUGAUUCGCUUCUCA